CCCCUAUAUCUCUACAGGCCCCCCAAAAUUACGAUAUUAACCUUUUUUAAGGAUGCGGUAUAUAAAUACCGAACAGUCCGAUAGGUACAUACCGGAGGAACAUAUUUCCCAUUUACAAACCAAACACUUCUUUUAUUUUAAGGUAAGUGAGCAUCUUGCCGUCUCUUUCUCUUACGGUCGUUCUUUGACAUUUUUUCUUCAUGUGUUGCAGUGUCAAUCUCAAAGAUAAGUAAGCAUCAAUGACGCUUCUUCGACAUUUGAAGGUAAGUUAAGCAUCACUCACGCUUCUCACAACAAACUCACUCACGUUCUUCUUUCUCUUAUUUCCUCCAGGCCGAGAAUCGCUGGAUACCCAGACCAGUGGUUCACUCACGCUCACUUCCUCCACCACGCACCAGCUUGUUGGAAUCACUUCCUCCACCAGCUCACUCUUCCUCUCGCUUCUUUUUAUCAAAUAAGGUAAGAUAUGGAUAAUGAAGAUGUUGGUAGGACACGAUGUGGUAAGGAGGCAUUGCAUGCUCCUGUUCGCAAAGAGCGAGUUCUAAACGCUCCGCCAAGGAGACGUGGUCGUGGGCGUGAUCAGAGAGAGGAACCAGAUGGCUCUAGUUCCCAGUCUCAGAUUGAUAUCGAGAUGCCAUCAUCACAGUCAGCCUCUGGUUCACAACCUCCUUCCGUGGGAGUUGUUCAGGAGGGAUACGAUGGAGGACCUUCGAACACGUCUUUGUUGCCGAGUUUUGGCCAACAUAUUGCAGCAAAGAUUUGGAAUGGAGGGGGUCGUGAAAACACACCUCGGGUGCUUAACAAUGCCAAGCGAAUAAUAGACUUGAAAUCAGCAUUACCUCCAGAUGUUGCUGCUAUGGGGUGGUUCUGGAAUGUCAUAAGGGCAUCUGGUCUUUACCUGCUCUUGGAGACAAAUUAUGGUCAAGUGGACCACGGUCUCUUGAUUGCUUUCUCAGAGAGGUGGCACUCAGAGACAAGUAGUUUUCAUCUUCCUGUAGGUGAAAUGACAAUCACCUUGGAUGACGUUUCGUGCUUGCUGCAUAUACCUGUUGGAGGUAAUCUGUUGUUUCAUGAGAGCUUGUCUAUUCAUCAAGGGACACAGUAUUUGGUUAACUACUUAGGAUUGGAAUUUGAGGAAAGUGCCGCGCAGACCAAACGUUUGAGAUCGGCACAUAUCACUUAUGAUACGCUUCUGAGUAUUUACACGAGCUAUCUGACCGAAGCGAAAUCGUAUGCGAAUCAGCCUGAGGAGGAAGAUUCAAUGGAAUGGUACCGGACUCGGUGCAUCAGAGCUUUCCUGCUCUAUCUAGUUGGUUGCACAUUGUUCAGUGAUAAGGCCGGCAAUAGCUGUUGUGUUGUCUAUUUGAAAUACUUUGACGACCUGACUACGGUUAAUCAAUGAUCAUGGUGUGGUUCUAGAAGGUCUCUCACCCUAAAUUGAUACCUGAUGUUCCUAAUAAUCCGCCGAGGCCUGCUAAUAUUGAGGUUCUAUUACAUGAGGAACAUGGUGUUGAUCCAUUGACUGCCAUGUGCAGAAUCAAAGAUCUGGCAAUUGCUUCCAUUGAACAGAAUUCGAAGCUUGCAGGUACUCCUUUAUACAUUGCUAUGGAGCAGAUUAUAGCUCAUUCCACGCCUGCCACUCAGUACCAGUCGUUGAGGCGUAAGCGGAGAAAUGUCAGGCAAUAUAGUUAACAAGGCACCUAGUGAUGUCUGUAUUUUGUUUUUAGUUUUAGAAAUUUAGACUUUGGAUAUGAACCUAUGUUGUCGGGCAUUGUACUUUGUUAUGAACCUACUUGGUAAUUGAAUCAAUUUAUGAACCUAUGUAGUUGGGAAUUAAAUGGUUAUUAUUUGGUUCAGAGUA
Molecule: messenger RNA, 1861 nt
Organism: Medicago truncatula (barrel medic)
Lineage: Eukaryota; Viridiplantae; Streptophyta; Magnoliopsida; Fabales; Fabaceae
Product: protein MAIN-LIKE 1
Exons: 3
Coding region: 467-1402 (311 amino acids)
Biological process (GO): meristem development; meristem maintenance
Source: RefSeq, a predicted model, not a curated record